Pogona vitticeps (central bearded dragon) is the source of this 1636-nucleotide messenger RNA. Its product is annotated as cathepsin K. Gene Ontology annotation, biological process: proteolysis. The record is from RefSeq and is a predicted model, not a curated record. Gene Ontology annotation, molecular function: cysteine-type peptidase activity. NCBI's taxonomy places the organism in Eukaryota, Metazoa, Chordata, Lepidosauria, Squamata, Agamidae.
GGGCGAACCGUUUCUGGGGCCACGAUUUUCAGGAAACUGAACUGGACAGGGCCUGUAAAGAACAGGAGAGAGGAAGUCAAAGGGGACCGCCCCACUCCAGGAAAGCAGGGUUUCAGUUCUGGCUCUCCUCUUAGGCUGAGCAAGAGAUGAGAAGAAAGACCAUUUCUUUAAAUCUGUCGUGGCUGGAAAAGGAGUUUCAACAGAGGAAAAGAGCAGUGGGAGAGGAAAGGGGGAAAAACGGUGAGCGACAGGGCGGAUGGGGAACAUCUAGUCCUUGGCAAGAUUGCUCCAAAUUAAAUCUCAUCAAGCUUCAUCAGGUAUUAUCCCAGAGAGAUGAGGCUCUCCGUCUCCGCGUGGAUCUGGAUGGCCUUGCUAAGGACCUUUUCCACCGGCCUGGAUCCGUCCCUGGACGAAGCCUGGAGGGAGUGGAAGAGCACCUAUGCUAAAAUAUACAACAAGCAGGAAGAGGACUUCCGGAGAGCCGUGUGGGAGAAGAAUCUGAAGGGGAUCAAGGAACAUAACUGGGAAGCUUCCCUAGGGAGACACAGCUACCAGCUGGGCAUGAACCAUCUUGGCGAUUUGACUAAAGAGGAGUUUGUCCAGAAGCUGAACAGGUAUCAUCCCCACCUGGACGGAGAGGAUGACGGCAACGUGACCUUGUUCCGCGACCCGGGCCGUGAGGGGCUCCCGAAACAUGUGGACUGGCGCAAGAAGGGGUAUGUCACUCCGGUGAAAGACCAGGGUGACUGUGGGUCGUGCUGGGCUUUCAGCGCGACCGGGGCCCUCGAAGGCUUGCAUUUCAAGAAAACUGGCAAGCUGGUCUCCCUGAGUGAACAGAACCUGGUGGACUGCUCAUGGAAGCAGGGGAACGAAGGGUGCGACGGCGGAUUCAUGAACUGGGCUUUCAAGUAUGUCCGGGUGAACAAGGGGAUCAACUCAGAGAAGACCUACCCUUAUGAAGGAGAGGAUGGGCCGUGUCGUUUCAACCCUUCCGACCGAGCCGCCACAUGCACCUCACUGGUGAAGAUCAAAAAAAAGAACGAAACCGACUUGAAACGAGCUGUCGCCAAGGUUGGCCCUGUUUCUGUGGCCGUGGAUGCUAGCGAUUUCGCCUUUUACAAGUCAGGAAUCUUCUACCAAAAAGGGUGUGGUGACUUCUUGAACCACGGGAUGCUGGCAGUCGGCUAUGGCACCGUCAAAGAUGAUGACGCACAGAAAAUUAAAAAAUACUGGAUCCUGAAGAACAGCUGGUCUAAAACAUGGGGUGAGAAAGGCUACAUGCGGCUGGCUAGAGAGAUGAAUAACCAGUGCGGGGUGGCCAGUGAUGCGAGCUAUCCUACCUUGUAACCAGACGACGGGGCAAAAGCAGGCGUUUUGUCUCCUCAAACCUUCCCGGCUUUGGAGGAGAAAAUUUAAACACAAGGGCACCUCUUGAGCGUCUCGUCCUUCUUCUCACUUUCACGGAUCUCUGGGGAAGCGCGGAGGAAGAGUUGCCAGAAACGUCCCGUCCUGAAACCAAACAAGAUUGGGUCCAAUAAAUAAAUACCAUUUGGUCUGUUGGUAGCAUCAAGGCCAUUGUGCUUAAUUCAUUAGAAUUAGCAUUGUAAUUGCACUUAAAAAAUUGAAAGUAAAUCAA